This is a messenger RNA of Didymodactylos carnosus, 327 nucleotides long. NCBI's taxonomy places the organism in Eukaryota, Metazoa, Rotifera, Eurotatoria, Philodinida, Philodinidae. The record is from the annotation of a GenBank genome assembly.
AUGAACGCGAAAGCUAGCCAAGCACUAAUCGAGUUCAAAAAGAGGUUAAAACACUCAUCUCAUGUUCCUGCAUCUGUGAACUACAGAGCACAACUUACAAUGGCUUCUAUUCCAUAUUGUUUUAGUAUUUUACGUUCAUGCAAUGAAAAAAUUUGUAAUGAACGCCGUGCCACAAUAUCAGAUCCAGGAACACCACCGACACCUGUGACUGCCGAGGGUAUUCAAGGUUUUCGUCAAUACUUCCCGUUUUUUGGUCGGAGCAACAGUUUUAGCGCCGAUCCGUCAUCAUCAUCUUCAACAACAACAUCUGAUGUAUUAGCAAAAUGA